AAGAGAAAGGGAAAAGGAAUAGGAAAUAGGUGGAAGGGGAAGGAAGGAAGGAAGGAAGGAAGGAAGGAAGGAAGGAAGGAAGGAAGGAAGGAAGGAAGGAAGGAAGGAAGAAAAGGGAAAAGGAAGACGAUCCGGGCCCUGCCCCGUAAGGGAGCGCACGGCCAAGGCUCCUUGGAGAGCAGGAGAAAGGCAGAACGGAAAUGAAAAUAAAAGUUGGAGGCAGGCAGAGACAAGUUCGGGGGGCGGGGGGAUCUCAGCAUCCCUCUCCGGGCAGGGCGAGCCCCCAGGGCCGCUCCGCGAACGGAGCCGAGCGAGCGUGUGUGCGAGCGUGGUGACACCUGGGGUCCCGGCCUUCCCCCGCUUUGCCCCUCUUCCUCCUUCCCCAUGUCCUGAAAAAAGAAAAGGGGAAAACAAAAAAAGACGGAAAAGAAAAAAAAAGGCAGUGUUGUAUGAGUCCAUCGGGCUGCAGCCCAUCGAAUGAUCCCAACGGGCUGCAUUCAUUCCCCUGGAAGGAGGUGGCAAAAUCAAUGAGACCUCUUCAAAUAAGCACACACUGCCCCCCUCCCCAAUAAUCACCUCCCGGAUCUCUCCCGGGUCGCGCCUGACGAUCGCGUUUUGCCAGUUCGCUUAAUUUCGGAGCAAACUAGAAUCAAUUACUCGCUGUUUAAUUUCUAGCGCUCAUCCCUAAGCCCCAACCAAAAUAUUGACCUAGGCGGGUUAGAUAAGUUGGGCUCUUGCCAUCUGAGCCGCCUCGGUCCCGCGCAGGCUGAGCGCCUGUGGGAACAGCCCCGCCGCAAAUUAUUACUAUUAUUAUGGUUAUUAUUAUUUAUUUUUUUUCCCUCCCCUCGCUCGGAGGAAAACACGGGUGGGGAAAAAAAAAAAAUCACACUUCGGAGCGUGCGGAGCGCGUCGGGCUGGUGCGGAGCUCUUUGUAUGUAAAUAGUGCCAAAAAAAAAAAAAAAAAAAAAAAGGAGCUGGGAAGUCGCCCCCUCCCUCCCUCUCUGCCUCCCUCGUUCCCUCGUUCCCUCGCCCCCUCCCUCCCUCCCUCCCUCCCUCCGUCCGUCCCUCCCCCCCCGCGCCGAGGGCCCUCCCCGCGCCGGUAAUUAACUGACACGUUAUACCACUCAUCACCAAUGGUGGAAGCUCGGAGCUCGCCCAAAACCCGCAAUUUCACAUCUGCAAACACUGUCUUCAUCCACUUGACUUCCAAGACCCGCCCACACGUGGCCAACCUUUCCUGGGUUUAAUGUAGGUUUUUUUUUUCUUCCUCCUCUCGGCAGGUUCAUGUGUGGGGACCAGCCUUAUAUGGACUCCCCGUUCCAGCAAUGGCUCGGGAUUUUCCAGCGGCAGGCGCGGGUUCGACGCGGCUGAACAAGAUCUAGAAGUGAUUUUUUUUAUUUCCUUUUUUUUUUUUUUUGGCGUCUCUCUCCCCGUCUUUUUUUUUUUUUUUUUUUUUUUUUUUUUUUUUUUUUUUUUUUUUUUUUUUUUUUUCCCCUGGAGUUACAAACUAUUCCCGAAACCAGCUGCUGCUCCCGCUCUCGGAAUUUUCCCCCGUGGCACAACAACCACCACUGCAGAGACCCGUCGCUGCGGCCGCAUCUUCUCCCGCACAACACCUCCCCCGCUACUUAUUUUUUCUAAAAAUCCAUAUUAUUAUUAUUAUUAUUAUAUUUUUUCCCCCUCUUCUCCACUCGUGCCGUGCCCCCCCGUCCCUCCCCGUGUCCCUGCGCAGUGUCGCUGUCGCCGCUCGGCGUGUGCGUGCCCAGCCGUGACCCGGCGGCUCGGCCAAGCUGCGGCUCCAACUUUCCCAGGCGGAAUUUUGCCGGAACAUGUCUCUGACCAACACAAAGACGGGCUUCUCGGUGAAGGACAUUUUGGACCUCCCCGACACCAACGAUGAGGACGGCUCGGCGGAGGGCGGCGAGGAGGAGAGCGAGGCGCCCGAGCCGCCCCGGAAAGCGGGAGUUUUGGGACAAACCCCCUUGGACACUGUUCCCACGCUGCCUUUGAAGAGCCCUUUCUAUGAUAACAGCGAUAAUCCCUACACGCGCUGGCUGGCGAGCGCCGAGGGCAUCCAGUACUCCCUGCACGGGCUGGCGGCCGGCGGCGGCGGCCAGGACCCCUCGGCCAAAUCCCCGGAGCCGUCGGCGGACGAGUCACCCGACAACGAGAAGGAAGCGACGGGCGGCGGGGACGCGGGCAAGAAGAGGAAGAGGAGGGUGCUCUUCUCCAAGGCGCAGACCUACGAGCUGGAGCGGCGGUUCCGGCAGCAGCGGUACCUGUCGGCGCCGGAGCGGGAGCACCUGGCCAGCCUGAUCCGCCUGACUCCCACGCAGGUGAAGAUCUGGUUCCAGAACCACCGCUACAAGAUGAAGCGGGCGCGGGCCGAGAAAGGUAUGGAAGUGACUCCUCUCCCCUCGCCGCGGCGGGUGGCCGUGCCGGUGCUAGUCAGGGACGGCAAGCCCUGCCACACGCUCAAAGCUCAGGACUUGGCAGCCGCGACGUUCCAGGCGGGCAUCCCGUUCUCGGCGUACAGCGCGCAGUCCCUGCAGCAGCACAUGCAGUACAACGCGCAGUACAGCGCGGCCGGCAGCCCCCAGUACCCCACAGCGCACCACUUGGUGCAGGCGCAGCAAUGGACCUGGUGAGGCCCCCAAAGCCGAGGGAGGCACAGGAAAAAAACGGGCACAGAGCGAGAGCGAGAGCGAGAGCGAGAGCGAGAGAGAGAGAGAGAAGGAGACAGACUGAUGCUCCGAAAAUAAUAAUAAAAAAAAAAAAAAUCAAAACCAUCAAAACUGCGGGGGAAGGAAUGGCGAGGGAAACGCUAUUAUUAUUAUUAUUAUUGCUAUUAUUAUUAUUAUUAUUGC
Cinclus cinclus is the source of this 2867-nucleotide messenger RNA. It is a transcript of the gene NKX2-2, whose product is annotated as NK2 homeobox 2. The record is from RefSeq and is a predicted model, not a curated record. Gene Ontology annotation, molecular function: RNA polymerase II cis-regulatory region sequence-specific DNA binding; DNA-binding transcription factor activity, RNA polymerase II-specific. The transcript is spliced from 2 exons. NCBI's taxonomy places the organism in Eukaryota, Metazoa, Chordata, Aves, Passeriformes, Cinclidae. Gene Ontology annotation, biological process: cell differentiation; regulation of transcription by RNA polymerase II. Gene Ontology annotation, cellular component: nucleus. Bases 1830 to 2648 code for a protein of 272 amino acids.